AUGACUGCUGACCAUUCUAGAGACCCCUGCCCGCUCGUGGUGCUGAGCGACUUUGGAGGUGCGUUCGCCAUGGGUGUCAUCGGUGGGUGUGUGUGGCACGGUAUCAAGGGCUUCAGAAACUCGCCGCUUGGGGAGCGGGGAUCCGGGGCGAUGAGUGCGUUAAAGGCUCGGGCGCCGGUUGUUGGAGGUAACUUCGGUGUCUGGGGUGGGCUGUUCUCUACGUUCGACUGUGCGGUCAAGGCCGUGCGCAAGAGAGAGGACCCCUGGAACGCUAUCAUUGCUGGGUUCUUCACGGGUGGCGCGCUGGCCAUCAGAGGCGGGUGGAAGCAUACGCGCAACAGUGCGAUCACGUGCGCGGCGCUGUUGGGUGUCUUUGAGGGUGUCGGGCUGAUGUUCCAGCGCUAUUCUGCUUGGCAAGCCAAGCCGAUGGCGCCGCCGCUGCCCGACCAGCCGCAGCCCAUGCAAGCCUAA
Molecule: messenger RNA, 471 nt
Organism: Eremothecium gossypii ATCC 10895
Lineage: Eukaryota; Fungi; Ascomycota; Saccharomycetes; Saccharomycetales; Saccharomycetaceae
Gene: TIM17
Product: protein transporter TIM17
Exons: 1
Coding region: 1-471 (156 amino acids)
Biological process (GO): protein import into mitochondrial matrix
Cellular component (GO): TIM23 mitochondrial import inner membrane translocase complex; mitochondrial inner membrane
Molecular function (GO): transmembrane protein transporter activity
Source: RefSeq, marked provisional